Pseudoliparis swirei is the source of this 2178-nucleotide messenger RNA. RefSeq names its product tetraspanin 5a (gene tspan5a). The transcript is spliced from 10 exons. NCBI's taxonomy places the organism in Eukaryota, Metazoa, Chordata, Actinopteri, Perciformes, Liparidae. The coding region runs from base 309 to 1124 and encodes 271 amino acids. Gene Ontology annotation, biological process: protein maturation; protein localization to plasma membrane; regulation of vascular endothelial growth factor signaling pathway. Gene Ontology annotation, cellular component: membrane. The record is from RefSeq and is a predicted model, not a curated record.
AGUAGCGGAACGCCUCCAUCGGGCGCAAUUCGCCCAGAAAACAGCGGAUUCUUUUUUUUAUUAUUCUGCGGUUUAACCGCAUUACCGGCCGCUUUUGGUAUCUCCCCGCGACUCGGUGUGUGCACGCGCCCCGGACCCCCGUCCCGACAUGCUCCCGAUGCGGAUCCGGAGCCGGCUGUGAGAUCCUUUUGAAGCGGAACGAGUGGGAAUGACUCCCCGGAGCGCUGAACCUGUUCCCCCCCGCACACAAAGCCUGUGAAGCAGGCCGUGUGUUUUUCUCCCCCCUCACGCGCCGAUGAUGCUCCAACAUGUCGGGGAAUCAGUACAAAGGCAACGAAGUCAGCUGCUGCAUCAAAUACUUCAUCUUCGGGUUCAACAUCCUGUUCUGGCUGCUGGGCAUGGCCUUGGUCGGGAUUGGACUGUGGGCGUGGAGUGAGAAGGGGGUGCUGUCCAACAUCUCGUCCAUCACGGACCUGGGGGGGUUGGACCCGGUCUGGCUCUUCAUGGUGGUCGGGGCCGUCAUGUUCAUCCUGGGCUUCGCCGGCUGCAUCGGAGCGCUGCGGGAAAACACGUUUCUACUCAAGUUUUUCUCAGUGUUCCUGGGGAUCAUCUUCUUCCUGGAGCUGACGACGGGCAUCCUGGCGUUUGUCUUUAAGGACUGGAUCAAAGACCAGCUCAACCUGUUCGUCAACAACAACAUCCGGGUCUACCGCGACGACAUCGACCUGCAGAACCUCAUCGACUUCACUCAGGAAUAUUGGGAGUGCUGCGGUGCGUUCGGAGCCGACGACUGGAACCUGAACAUCUACUUUAACUGCACCGACGGGAAUCCCAGUCGAGAGAAGUGCGGCGUUCCGUUCUCCUGCUGCACCAAGGACCCGGCGGAGGACGUCAUCAACACUCAGUGUGGAUACGACAUUCGCGCCAAACCAGACUCGGAGCAGAAGGACUACAUCAACGUGAAGGGCUGCGUGCCUCAGUUUGAGAAGUGGCUGCAGGACAACCUCACGCUGGUGGCCGGCAUCUUCAUCGGCGUCGCUCUGCUGCAGAUCUUUGGCAUUUGUCUGGCCCAGAACCUCGUGAGCGACAUCGAAGCGGUGCAAGCGAGCUGUUUCUUUACCUGAUGCUGACGCAGCAUUUACAUUCUAACAGCUCGGGGUCCUCCUUCCAGCUCGUCUCUGGGAGCCUCACCAACCGCCCUCACCUGUCCGUCUUCACCGAACCAGCACCUCCCCCCCGAGGCACGACUACUUCACCUGUCCAGAACACUGAGCCGCUGAGGCCUGGAGGACUUUUGAUAGAAGAUGGAUUCUUCACGUGGACCGCUGAGCCCAUCACGGUCUCCAGCUGAGCGCUCGUUUUGUUCACCGGCCGAGUUAGGAAACUGAAACUGAAUGUCGCUUUUGCUUCUUCUUCUUCUUUUAUUCUGUUCCAGAAAACAUUUGAAAUGUGACCGUUGGGUAUUUUUACAAAACAUUUACUAAUACACCGUCUGUAUGGUGAACGUUAUUGUUUCUAGAAGUUUCCCUUUGAUCCACUACAACACCUUAAAGGGCCAGCACGUAGGAUUUAGGAUGUAUUGGCAGAUGUGGAAUACAGUAUUAAUAACUAUGUUUUCAUUAGUGUAUAACCACCUGAAGGUAAGUGUUUGUAGAUAUGAAGGGCAAACUAAUAUUUUCAAUGAAAAACAUAUACAAAAAAUAUUAGUACGGAUUUUAAAAGUCCAGUUUCAGCAUCUGAACUCGAAGCAGCAGCCCGGACCGACGUCACGUCACGUCCGGCCAGUUCACGUUACUCUUAUUUCACUCCUUUCUGAAACAUUGUGAACAUUUUAAAUGACCUGUUGUGUAGUUGUAACCCUGCCAUCAUUUCAUAUGUUGGUGAGAACCAGAGGAGGAGGAUGAAGAUGUCUCACCAUGAACAUCUGCUCCAAAGCAUGCAUCACUUUUGCGUUACAAAGUAUUUGCAGCAUUUUUCCAGUAAAAUAUGUUCAGAUUGAUAUUGUGGAGCUGGAACACUGAAUGUGUGGAGGAGGAUGUUUCUGAUUGGCUGUCUCGGCCUGUCACCCAUCAUUAGAUGGUCCCUUUCCACACUGUCAUGUAACUACCUCCUCUCAUGUUGAAAUAGGACUGAUUUUAAUAUCAGUUACAAUUUAUUAAAAUGACAAAAAAAUUAUAA